GUGUGGUUUAUAGCUUCCAAAUCACGCCCAAAGUGUUGUUGAAAUUAAUUCACAAUAAGUAGUAAUUUAGUAGCUCUCAUCUCUCCACACUCAACAAUGGCAACGCCUGAGACGAAUGAUACCAACGACGAUAACACGCCAUCUUGUGCGGCGGAGACGAAUUGGACCGUCGCUUUUGGUUCUCUUACAAACACCGUCGCCUAUGAGUCAUCUCUUUCUCCGAUCAACGACCAGUUCUCCGAUUCAACUGCUGCUAAAUCUCCUCUUGUUCUGUGCUCUACCUCACCUGAUCAUUCCACUCCCUGCGAGAUCACCAUUACUUUUGAACAAAAGCAUGAGGUGCAGCAGGUUUAUGUUCGAAGUACGGCUCGGGUUUAUGAAAUAUAUUAUACCUCUGAAUUAAAUAGUAGCAAUGAGUAUCUGGCUACUGUUCGCUGUGGCAUAGCUACUAGAGAUGAACAAGUGCUACGCACUUCUGCAGAAAUUGUUAAAGAAUUACCUGCGGAAGCAAAACACAGAAGUAGUAGCAGCAGUAGUAGUAACCUGGCCGCUAGUGAAGAUGACUGGGUUGAGGUGAAAAUGGUUGAUUCUCCUGUGAUGGGUAAUGAAAGUAGUUAUUUGUCACCAAAUUUUAAUACAAGCCAAGGAAGAAGAAGAUUAGAGUUACAGGAUUUAUAUGAAGCUACAGCAGAGAUGACUGAUGCAACCCCUUGCUUAUCCAUUACACUGCGGUUUCUUUCACUUCAGUAUAAAGGUUCUGUUAGUAUUGAUGAAGUUUAUGUGUUUGCUGAUCCUAUUGAUGAAGCUGGUCUGGAUGAUAAUGCUGGUCAAAUGCAAAAUUCUGCUGGAAAUUCUCUUAUGGCAAUGCUUAUGCCUACACUGAUGCAAUUAUCUAAAUCAAGUGUUGGUCCAGCUCAAGAUAAACACGGUACUGAUAGAAUGAGUACAGAAAGCUCGAAGAUAAUUGAACCAAAACCAUGUUAUCCAACUGAUGCUGGAAACAAAGUUCAGCAGGAAGGGACUUCUAGUUCUUCGUAUCAGCAGAAUGUGCAGUUGCAAGAUACAGUUACACCUAAUGCCACUCAAAGCCAGCCUGAGAUUCCUCCGCAAGUUUCAGAUGCAGAGAGAAAGCCUAACAUAUCACACAAUCAUAUUGAAGGUGUUUUGAACCAGCUUGUUUCUAGAGUUAGCAGAAUUGAAGAUCUGUUCCUAAGAUUUGAGGAUUGUAUGUUGAAGCCUAUAAGAAGCAUUGAUGAUAGGCUUCAAAGAGUAGAGCAGCAACUUGAAGUGCUCAUGAAGAAAACCCAAUAUUCUGGAUUUCUUUCUUGCACAAGAAUUUCUGCUCCUGAAUUCUCAUGCAGUGAAUCAGAGACCAAUUCCCUUUACAACUGUGGUUGUGUGGAUCCUGGUUGUGCAGCUUGUGAAGUUAAUGAGAAUGAUUCAUUUACAGCUAUGUCAUCUACUCAUUCUGAUGAUACCCCUGUUUCAGUGAAUAUGACAAAAUCACAUCCUAGUCUUGUCGUUACAGCUCCAGAGUUUCAAAACUGUGAUGAAGAAGAAGAAGAAGAAGAAGAAGAAGAAGAAGAAAUUGUGGUGGAACCAGUGAAGGAUUCUCCAAAGGAAAAUCAAAAGCGUGCUAUGUCAAUUGAUGAUGCUUUAGCAUCUGCUCUUGCCGGGUUCCUAUCAUCAACUUCAAUCCUGUCCCCAAGAUAUUUAAAAACUCUUGAAGUUAAAGCUCCCGAUUUUCCAAAUGACGACGGAAACAACAAUGAUGAAAAUGAUGCAGCUUCACCAAAAGGUCCAUAUGAAAGAUUCACAGAUCCUUCUAAUGGUUUCAGUGAACCUGAAGGGAUGGAGCAACAGAGAAGUUCAUUUUCAUCUUUAUCUAAUUUAUGUUCUCAAGACAGCAAUGAGAAUGUUACAAGGUCACUUAAAAAUAACAACUGUGUGGAAACAGAAGAAGAAGAAGUCAUGGAACAAUUGCAGCAAAUCUCGGGGGAACAAUAUAGUCCCUUGGAGACAUGUUACGGCCUUGCAGCACCAGUCAUGCAUGGUAUGGCAGGAACUAGUUCUAAUCAGCUAACUGAUGAUACAAGUAUCGGAGAAGUUACUGAUGGGACAGGCAGUAUAAAGUGUUGCAGAUAUAAGACUGAUGAUAGCUCUGACACUACAAAAGAAGGCACUGUUUUGAUUGAAUCAACAAGUUGUGCAGAAAUCCCUGAAGAAGGAUCUGACGAAGGCAUUCUGCAGAAUGCUGUUGAAUUUUCGGAUUCUGCUGCCCAAGUGGAUUUCGAAACUCCAAUCUUGGAAGUGAAGUUCACAUCUCAAAAAAACUUGAAUUCCAACUCUCCCCUCGAGGCCCUUUUGGCCGGCAUACCAGGUUGGAGUGUUGAAGAAGUUCAUUCAGGGAAGGAAAGUGCAGAGGAUGAUUCUCAAAUUGAUUUCCGAUCUGACUUGAUUCCGAUUGAGGACUGUGAAUCAACGAGUUCUGCAACUGAUAAUCUAAAUUUUGUGGAUACUGAUUACUAUAAUCUAACACUCUUGCCUCUGAAUGCAGAAGAAGCAGCACGUAUGAGAAAUGAGUAAUAAUAUAUCUUUAUCUUGUAGUCUGUAGAUAAAGCUGUACAGAAUUUGGUGUUAACAAAACUAAUGUUUGUUUGUUAA
Messenger RNA from Mercurialis annua (annual mercury), 2664 nucleotides. RefSeq lists its product as uncharacterized. The coding region runs from base 97 to 2586 and encodes 829 amino acids. The transcript is spliced from 3 exons. Lineage: Eukaryota; Viridiplantae; Streptophyta; Magnoliopsida; Malpighiales; Euphorbiaceae. The record is from RefSeq and is a predicted model, not a curated record.